Messenger RNA from Phymastichus coffea, 1702 nucleotides. RefSeq names its product pleiotropic regulator 1 (gene Tango4). Gene Ontology annotation, biological process: mRNA splicing, via spliceosome. The transcript has a single exon. Bases 312 to 1646 code for a protein of 444 amino acids. Gene Ontology annotation, molecular function: protein binding. NCBI's taxonomy places the organism in Eukaryota, Metazoa, Arthropoda, Insecta, Hymenoptera, Eulophidae. The record is from RefSeq and is a predicted model, not a curated record. Gene Ontology annotation, cellular component: precatalytic spliceosome; catalytic step 2 spliceosome; Prp19 complex.
AUAGUUUACGUGUGCUACCUGCCUAACUAGCAGUUUUUUGCAAUCGCAUUGUUAUCGGCAAUAUUGAUGGAAAUAUGUGACGUGUAGUAUAAAAAACUCGAAGAACUACUCUUUUCGAGCUCAUUUAUAGUUUACUUAUAAAUUUUAGUUUGCAUUGGACACGUGUUAUGAAAAGAAUCAUUCUGCUUUCUAACCUAGUUCAACAAACAAACUAUUUCAAACAAUUUAUUAAUGAAAUUUACUUAUAAGCUUUAAGUCUAAAGAAUAAUUACUAAUUUUUACGUCCGAGUUUUAAAAAGAAUUUUCUGAAAAUGGAUGUACAACGUCACUCGGUUCACACUUUAGUGUUUCGCUCAUUAAAGAGGACCCAUGAUAAUUUUCUGACAAACCAAGGAAUUUUGCCUCCAAUCGAUUCUGAGAUUGAAAAAUUUAAAAUGUCCAUUAAGGCCAAAGAUACAUACGGUACUGUUUUAAGCGCUGUCAACUUAAAUGAAUUAAAGAAAAAGAAGAUCAAUGACGAACACCUAUCUGCUAUUGAGGAUGACACACAGAGCUCUGACAAUUACAGUGGAUCAAUGUCUGUUGUUCCAGUUCAAGAAAGUAAUGCUGUACAAACCAUUACUCCUGUGAAUCCUGUGAAAAAGCCAUUGCCUAUGGCUAAACCAAAGUGGCAUGCACCAUGGAAACUGUACAGAGUAAUCAGUGGACAUCUUGGUUGGGUGCGUUGUUGUGCAGUAGAACCUGGAAAUGAGUUUUUUGCAACUGGCUCAGCAGAUCGCGUGAUUAAAAUUUGGGAUCUUGCCUCAGGCAAGCUAAAAAUUUCCUUGACUGGACAUAUCAGUAGUGUAAGAGGACUGGCAUUCUCUCAAAGACAUCCAUAUCUUUUUUCUUGUGGUGAGGAUCGACAAGUUAAGUGUUGGGAUCUUGAAUAUAAUAAAGUAAUUAGACAUUACCAUGGACACUUGUCAGCAGUAUAUUCAAUGGCUCUACAUCCAACUAUAGAUGUUUUAGUGACAUCUGGUAGAGAUUGCACAGCUAGAGUUUGGGAUAUGCGUUCCAAAGCUAAUGUACAUACUUUGACUGGUCAUUCAAAUACAGUGGCAAGUGUGGUUUGCCAAGUAUAUGAUCCUCAAAUUAUUACUGGUAGUCAUGACAGUACGAUAAGACUAUGGGACUUGGCAGCAGGAAAAUCUAGAGUUACACUAACAAACCACAAAAAGAGUGUGAGAGCAGUAGUAUUGCAUCCUACGCUAAAUACAUUUGCUUCUGCUUCACCAGAUAAUAUUAAACAAUGGAAGAGUGAAGAUGGUAAAUUUAUACAGAAUCUCUCUGGUCACAAUGCCAUUAUAAAUUGUUUAGCUGCCAAUGAAGAUGGUGUGCUAGUUUCUGGAGCAGACAAUGGAAGUAUGUAUUGCUGGGAUUGGAGAACAGGAUAUAAUUUCCAACGAUUGCAAGCUCCAGUUCAGCCUGGAUCUAUGGACUCAGAAGCUGGCAUAUUCAGUAUAACGUUUGAUAUGUCAGGUACUAGAAUGAUAACAACAGAAGCUGAUAAAACUGUAAAGAUGUACAAAGAAGAUGAUUCUGCUUCGGAGGAAACUCAUCCUAUCAGCUGGAAACCAGAUAUCAUUAAAAGAAGGAAAUAUUAAUUUCUAUAUAUUAUUUAUUCAGCAUUCAAAAUUAAAAUCUAUUUAUAAUAAAUCAU